This is a messenger RNA of Mobula hypostoma (lesser devil ray), 2969 nucleotides long. Its product is annotated as cortexin-3. Bases 749 to 1144 code for a protein of 131 amino acids. NCBI's taxonomy places the organism in Eukaryota, Metazoa, Chordata, Chondrichthyes, Myliobatiformes, Myliobatidae. The record is from RefSeq and is a predicted model, not a curated record. The transcript has 2 exons.
CAUGUCCCUCGAUCUAAAGCAAAGGUUGCCUUUGAACAUUUUAUUUUUCGAUAACCAUUUCUGGAAGAACUAUUUUAAGAGGACCUUUGGCGCUUUGAUUAAAAAUCGGCCGGUGUAAAUACGAUUGAACCUGUAUCUCAUCGAUCCUCCCACUUCAAAGGGAGUUUCCUGCUUGGCGUUAGAGUAUCCCGUGUUGACUCGACCUUUCAAGAGAAAUCGACACGAGAAGGGGUGACUACCCUGCCUUUCCAUGCGAUUUAUCGAGGAAGGCAGCAAGUGGGAGAAUGGAUCGUCUUUUUUUUUCGAACAGAUCGAGGUACGGCUGGUAUUUACCAAUGUAAGCGCGCAUGUCUGUACACAAUACCUGCAAUCUGUUGAAGAACUGCUGUCUUUCUUUAAGUGUGAUUCUCGUUCUAAAAAUAUUAGUAUCAUCGUGCGAACCGUGAAAAGAAUAUUAUUACCAUCGUGAGAACCGAGACAUUGCAUACUUUAAAUGCAUCUAAGAAAGAUUCUGAUGCUUAUCAACAAGAGGAAAAUCUUUAAAAUAUCUUCGGCAGGACUCACGAAUUCCAGCGAUUUGGCACCGGGACAGAAUCCGAUCCCGAAACGUCACAUUCUUUAAUCAGUGAGAAUGAUCAAUAGUCUGGCGACGUCUCCUAAUGAGGUUCCAGUGGCGUCACUUGGUGGGGUACUUAACCUUAAAGACUAACUGCAUAACCUGAUCGCCCUGAGAAUCGCUGUGAUCAGAAUGACAGUGCCUGAGGUGAAGAGUGGGAAAGAAGGGCGUGCGUGCGACCGGCAAGAGACUGAUCGAGGGCUUCGAUCCAGCCGUUCUCGCCAUGGGCUCGAGGAAUUCGUUAUGAGAAAGAGAAAAUUCUGGGAGCAUUCGUUUCAACUGGCCUGGAGAAUGGAAAGUGAAACGACGUCCACUUUGCUGCCGGCUGUAGACCCAGCCCACCAUGGCAUGACUCUCGAACAGAAAACUACCUUCGCUUUUGUAAUCUUCCUUUUUAUCUUCUUGGGAAUUCUCAUCGUAAGAUGCUUCAGGAUCCUGCUGGAUCCGUACAGGAGCAUGCCCACGUCCACAUGGGCGGACGGGCUGGACGGUUUGGAGAAAGGACAGUUCGACUAUGCAUUGGCUUGAAAAGGAGCUCGUAGUGAAAGUGGCUGCUGGAUUUUAGAGAUAGUCGUUCCCACUGUGCGACUGCAAGAACGCAUUGCCAAUAGGAUUUUUCGCCAGCUGUUGGCUGUGAACUAUCUUCAGAAUGGACAGCUGAUUUAACAUUUGAAACUCUCAUUGGUACUAUGCAGUUCUCUGAUCGGACUGGUUGCUCGCCAAGAGCUGUGCACAGUCAGCCCACAAAAAUCAUGUCUUAAAAAUCUGGAGAUGUGUUUGACUCUCUUCUGUCGCCACAUUAUUGCCUUUCCAGCGCCGAAAGGGCGUCAGUAAAACGUACGUAGACGCUUUAUAUUCUGCAAGAGUGAAUGAUAAAAUCGUGGACAUCUCGAUAUAUUUGGGUCGAGGAAUCCAUAACUAAACGUCGUGGCAUAAUUAAGAGAUUAAUACAUGUCAUUUUAGGAGAGACUUAUGCGGGUUACGUAAACGCUUUUGUUCGCAAAUUUGAACUAUUUACGUAAAAAUCUCAUGAACACAUUUGAUGUAACUUAGUAACACUCUUAGAAGCUUCUUUAUUCUUUCCUAGUGCUGGUCUUGAAGUUGACCAAGGUUUUGAUGAAGCUUUUAAUAAGAUCUAGUAGGAGUUAUGCAUCACUCAAUGAAGAGAAAGGAUGAAUUUAUUUCAGAAUGCCAAUUUUGUUAUUUCCCCCAUGAAUCAAUAAAUAAAAAAUAAAGCCUACCAUUGUUUGCUUAGGGUAUUUAGAUGGCGUCUUGAUUCUCAGUGUCAGAUCGUGAAUUUCAGUGAAUUUCCCUCCUCUAGUAACCCAGCAGGUACAGAAACACAUAAUCUCCAUCCAAGCUGAUAAUCUCACACGUCUCUUUGAGUUUAUUCCAAGCAGUUUAGACUGGGUUGGCAGUGCAAACAUAUGAGCUGCUCCAGUUUACCUGCCAAAAUUUGCAGUCUACCAACACAACAGAAAGAUUUUUAUAAUUCUUGAUGCAACUCAAAACACUCCUUCAUUGGAUUUUAGGUUAUUCAUAGUCAAAUAGCAAGAAACACACCUUCUUUGCCAUACCUAAACCUUAGGUAUUUUAAUUGUGUGGUCAAUCAUCAACCAUGUGCUUAAAAAUAACUAAUUUACAAGUUCUUGUUGACUGAUUUGUUCUGAAGUUCUGUUGCAUCUACAAGCAAAAGGGUUUUUUUUAAGAGACUCUUAGAUAGGUACAUGGACCUUAGAAAAGUAGAGGGCUAUGUGGUAGUGUAAUUCUAGGGAGUUUUUAGAAUAGGUUACAUGGUCGGCACAGCAUUGUGGGCUGAAGGGCCUGUAAUGUGCUGUAGAUUUCUAUGUUUUAUGUUCUAAACUGGGAGUUACUUUCCCAAGGAGACUCUGGAAGACACCAUCUCCACUUACCCAAUACCUAGCCUCCACAACCCCAGGAAUGAAUUGGCUAACAAAGAGAAAAUUCACAAAACAAACCAUGUACUUCAUGAGGUAUGAACAUGUAUCACUGUAAAUAAUAAUGCAAUAUUAUAUUACAUGAUGAAGGGUUUUGGUCCAAAACAUCGAUAGUUUAUUUCCCUCUAUAAAUGCUACCUGACCUAUUGAGUUCCUCUGGCAUUUACUGUGUUGCAAAUGUAAUACAAUGUACUUCCAUAUUGUGAUGAACUUAUGGAUAUAUCUCACACAAGCAAUGGAAAUUUUAAACUGUGAUGAUCCCAAGAUCUGUCUAACUUCUCCCAUGAAAGAUUCUCCCUUUCUUAAAAGUUCAAAACAAGUAAAUUGUAAUUGAUUUCUGUAAAUUGUUAGUUGAUGAGUUUGUCGGUGUUUAUGUUAGCAGACGAAUAUAUAAC